GCACUUCUACGCCGUGCGGGCCCUCGAGCGUGCCGCCAAGCACGCCGGCAUGGCUUCGGGCCGCAUCUCGAGCCCGACGACGGGCCUGGCACACGUGAGCCUGCGCUUCGCCCGGCGCUGGACGCGCUGGGUGGAGCUGUGCGCGGCGGCAGAGCCGGAAGUGCCGGCGACGGGAGAGUCGGCCCACGAGAUGGCGCCGACACCGCCGCGCUGGAGUGCCGAGAGCGCCAUGACAGCUGCGGCGCCGGGCCGACUGGACGAGCGGCGAGAUGGCCGAGAGCAGGACGGCUGGAGCGAUGCCGCGCCUUCGACGAUGGAUACCUGCACACCGCCAGGCCAGGACACGUAGCGCACACGCCUGCGCCGCCUCAGCCAUUCCGGCCGCCGAGGAGCAUGACGCCGAGCUCGCUCAUGCUGCGAUGCCCGUCCCCCACGCUGCUGUUGCGGGAAUGCGGGCUGCCCGUGGCAUAACUGCACCGUUUGUGGGUGCCCGAGAGCAAUGGCAUCGACGUUGCCCUUCCGAGCGCCGCGACAGUGCAAUCUCGAGCUGUGUCGGGUCAGCGUCCGUCUGCAGGGCAGAGCUCCUGCACCUGAAUGCUGCGCUCGAAAGCUUACUCUGCCAUCUGAGACCUGCAGCUGCAUCCUGCCUGCCUGCUGCGCUGCUGCGGUCCGCUCACCCCGCUCAGGGUGCAGCAACGGCUGCCCGGCAGCGGUGCGCAGCGCAGCACACAGACACGGCGCGAGCCAAGCAGCCGCUCAGCCUCGCUCGACGCCACUUCUUGCCCUCGCACGCCGCGCCUCCUGCGGCCCUUCCCGAUGUGCCGGCGGCCUGGAGAUGGUUGCUGCUGCGGUGCCUGGACGGGCGCCGACGAGGUCGUCGGUGCGUCGGGCCGAGCGGCGGGCGCACGGCGAUGCAGGUCCGACGCACGCGGGAGCGGCGUGCAGCCUUCCUGAUGGGAUCACACACCGCUCGCGAGCCUCUGCUCGCCCCCUGCGCUGGUGCUGAGCAUCGCGCGCGCCUGCGCAUGAGAUCACGGGACGCAGCGCUGCAGACACACACCGCCCGCCUCGCUCCGCUCCGGGACUGCGAUACGCAGCCGGCAGCGCCCAGCAGCAGCAGCCGCUCAGGACGGCUGGCGCUGCAGAGAGCGAGAAGAGCGCCGCUGCCGGGCGUGCCGGCGCCACACCGCGAUGCUCCCGCGUGCGCGCCGCUGGAUGCGAGCGCACGCGUCGUCGCGCCGACCCUUGCCGAUCAGCCCGCCGCUGAGCGAGACCUCAGGCCUGCACCGCUGCGCACAUGCGCACGCAGCUGCAGCAAAGACAAAGCUCCUCGUGCUGCCGUGCCCUGCAGAGGCUCGAGCCCUCCGACUCUGCACGAGGCCGAUGCCGUGGCUGGCGGCGAUACCGCCGUGCAUGCUCCCCUGCGCCCGCUCAGCAAGGUGUGGUGCAGGACAUGCCGAGCCUCUGCGCAGGCUCGCUGGACUCAGACUCUGUGCAUGCUGAGAGACGCUGGGCGGGACCGCUUCUUAAGUCGUGCGCUGUGAGAGGUGCGUCGCCGGCUCGCCAUCCUUGUUUCCCCCUCUGCAGUGCACCCAUCAUGUCUGCCUCGCCGCCCUCCUACGCGUCGCUGCCGUUCAGCACGCUGCUCGAGCUCAUGACCAAGCUGGAUGAGCAUGUGCAGCCGCAGCACCCGACAUGGUUCUCCAUCAA
Molecule: messenger RNA, 1710 nt
Organism: Tilletiopsis washingtonensis
Lineage: Eukaryota; Fungi; Basidiomycota; Exobasidiomycetes; Entylomatales
Exons: 1
Coding region: 270-1544 (424 amino acids)
Source: RefSeq, a predicted model, not a curated record